ACAUCGACAAGGCAAAAAAAAAAAAAGGUUUCCCCACGGUUCGCGUAACAAUGCAUUUCCUCAUAUAAUUCGGAAUAUUUAUCAAAUAUAUAUUAAAAUGGGUGACACUAUCGAUGAGGCGCCCACACCGACGCGACGCGAUAAGCCGCAAAGUUUGAACAUUAGCCAGGAGGAGGCGGCAUCCUCAUCGGAGGCGGCGGCGGCGGCAUCCUCCUCGACCAUUCUCAUUCCCGCCUCACGCAGUCCGCGCACCAAAAUUCGACUCGCGGAACGCGAACAAAAACGCGAUCACUCGGCGGAUGGACUGGGCACCACGGCCAGCUGUCGGGAGGAAUUCGUUGGGCUCGAGGCCGCGCCGCGUCGCGAGAGUCUGAACAGCUGCGAGGCGAGCAGUCCCGGCACUCUAUCCACCAGUCUGGGCAAGACGAGCCGGCUGAACUCCACCAGGUACUCGUCCGGCGUUACGGGCAGCGUCAGUGGCAGCAUAUUGGGUGGCCUCAUGGGCGGCACCGGCACCACCACCCGCAAGUGCGUCCUGACGCUGGACGGGUACUCCUACGUAAUAGUUGCCAGCACGCCGGAGAGUUUGCCCAGCAAGCGAGACGAGGCCAGUAGUGCCACCGGCAGCAGCAGCAACAGCAGCGUUGGUGGUGCGGCGUCAGGUGGUGCCGUUAGUGGAGCAGCGAGCGGUGCAGCCAGUGGUGGAGCUGGAGCUGGUGCAGGUGCAGGUGCAGGAACAUCAACGCCGGGCCACGAAGCUGCCGGCAGUCCCACAGUCUCCGAGCUCGUUGGAAUUGGCCCAAAUGCGACAAUAAAUGGUCAAGUGGCAAGACACGGCUCAUUGACCAUUAUUCGACGCACGAAUAGCCGAAAUUUCACACAGAUUGACGCUGCACAGCUCACCUCGCCCUCGACAACAGCCUCCGGCAGCGUCAGCUUCGCCCAGGCACCGCUCAGUGAACCACUUGCCGAGCGUCUGAGCACCUCCAGGCACCUGUCCGGUGCCAACGGAUCAGCCCGCACCGCCAUUGAGCAGCAGGGCAGCAGCAGCAGCAACAGCAACAGCAACAGCAGCAGCAGUCAAUUGCAUUCAGUCGCCGCAGCCCACAGCAAAAUGCAGCCCUCGUCGCCGAACGCGUCAAACUAUUUGCCCGAGAAUACGCAGAUCUCGUCGGCUAAUCCGUCAACAACCGAUAUAAAUGUGGGUCGCGAUUCCUUGGAAUAUUUCACUAAUCAAUCGCUUAAUCCCACCGCCCAUCCCUCGAUGUCACGGGAAAAUGACAAUCCGCAGUCGCAUCAUUCGUUCGAGACCACUUCGAAUUUAUCGUUCGGUGCGAUACAAUGGGAAACCGAAAGCCUUCCGCCAGUCGAUACGCCAGAUGCCCUUAACAAAGCGGCUGGGAGAAUACGUAGUCUUCUCCGCCGCAUGGAUCACGAGACCGUCGCCUAUGAGGACAUGCAGCGCAAUCUGCAUUAUGCGGCUCGUGUACUCGAAGCUGUCUUCAUAGACGAAUCAAGAAGCCCCACAACAGGUAAAACAAAAUUGGGGCAGAUUGCGUCUUCAUCCGUUGAGAGCGAAGACAGCGAGUCGGCCGCCCGGCAGCGUUGCAACGGUAACUGCAAGAAUCUCAACUGCAGCCAACACAGCCACAGCCACAGCCGCGACCAGACGCACACGACAGUAACCGGCGGCGGAGAGCUGCAGCAGCAGCAGCAGCAGCAGGAUAACAACAAUUCCAACAGCAGCUGCUGCCUGCAGAAGAGGUCAGUGGAGGAGGAGCAAGAGCAGGAGGCACAGCCGGCUGGAACAACAACUGACAAUCAGGCGAGCAUAGAGAGUCGCACCAAAGGCGUCUCUAUGGCACCACAAACGCACAGCGGGCCAACGGGUCCGCCACCGACAGCGCCUGGCAGCGGCGCCGAAGAGGUGACAAAAACAGUGCCAGCACUCGAAACCGUGACAGAAUCAGCUCUGGAAGAGCACCACUCCAUGGAAACGAUGACAAAGCCUGCAGCGACAGAUACAAGUGCUGCUAUACCUGCUCCUCCGGCUGUACCCACCAGCAGCGCGACGGCGACGGCAACGACAACCAGUGGCAGCAGCUCCACUGGAGAGGCGGUUGCGGCUGAAAGUGUUUCCAGCAGUAGCAGUUGCAGUAAUAAAGCGACCGUGCACCGACAAAGACGCCUGCGUACACCGGUCUGGGCGAGAUCUAUGUCGACGAAUAAAACGCGCCUGGCCGACGAGGAUGAUGAACUAUCGGAGGUGCAACCGGAUGCAGUGCCACCGGAGGUACGCGAGUGGUUGGCCUCCACAUUUACGCGCCAGAUGGCCACCAGCCGCCGCAAGAGCGACGAGAAGCCCAAGUUCCGUUCGGUGGCCCAUGCCAUACGGGCUGGCAUAUUUGUGGACCGCAUUUAUAGACGCGUAUCCAGCUCGGCACUGAUGCAAUUUCCGCCCGAUGUGGUCAAGCUGCUUAAGAACCUAGACGACUGGACAUUCGAUGUAUUUGCGCUGACGGAGGCGGCCAGCGGCCAGGUUGUCAAAUAUGUGGCCUACGACCUGUUGAAUCGCUACGGAGUGAUACACAAAUUUAAGAUAGCGCCCGGUGUGCUGGAGGCCUUUCUGCAUCGCGUGGAGGAGGGCUACUGCCGCUACCGCAAUCCCUAUCACAACAAUUUGCACGCCGUGGAUGUGAUGCAGACGAUCCACUAUUGUCUGUGCAACACGGGCCUGAUGAACUGGCUGACGGAUCUGGAGAUAUUCGCCUCGCUGCUGGCCGCCCUGCUGCACGACUACGAGCACACGGGCACCACCAACAACUUUCACGUGAUGUCCGGCUCGGAGACGGCGCUGAUGUACAAUGACCGAGCGGUGCUGGAGAAUCAUCAUGUGAGCGCCAGCUUCCGGCUGUUGCGGGAGGACGAGUACAACAUUUUGUCGCAUUUGUCGCGCGAGGAGUAUCGCGAGAUGCGCACCUUGGUGAUUGAUAUGGUGCUGGGCACCGACAUGACCAAUCACUUCCAGCAGAUGAAGACAAUGCGCAAUCUGCUGACGCUGCAGGAGGCGACCAUUGACAAGUCGAAGGUGCUGUCCCUGGUGCUGCACUGCUGUGAUAUCUCCCACCCGGCCAAACAGUGGGGCGUCCAUCAGCGCUGGACAAUGCUGCUGCUGGAGGAAUUCUUUCGCCAGGGUGAUCUCGAGAAGGAGCUCGGUCUGCCCUUCAGUCCGCUCUGCGAUCGCAACAAUACGCUCGUCGCCGAGUCGCAAAUCUGUUUCAUUGACUUUAUUGUGGAGCCCAGCAUGGGCGUCAUGUCCGAUAUGCUCGAGUAUAUACUGGCGCCGAUUGCGCCCGUUCUCAAGACGAAGCCAUUACCUUUGCUGGAGCAAGAGCCCAGCCUGCUGGGCUCCCGGCCCUCCGACCGUCGCAACGAUGAGAAGUCCUCCGAUUGCAGUGCCCCGCCCAUGGCACGUAAGAGCCUGACCGGCGGCACUGUUUCCAAGUUUGUAAUACCCAAGCCCUGGCUUCUAUGUCUCGCCGAAAACAAAAAGAUCUGGAAGGAGCAGGCCAUCAAAGAUGCCGAGAGUCGUGCUUUAGCCACCGCUGCAGAGGAAGCCGCUGCAAAUGCCGCGGAAGAUGGGGACAAGCCUGCAGCGGAAACGGAAGCUGGCGGCGAGGAAACAGCAACAGAGGCGGUGGCAGAGACGGCGGCGACAGCGGCAGAUGGUGCUGCAGACACCUAAGCGCCACACACACAUAGCACAUAAGAAAAAUAAAUAAAUAAAUACAACAAAAAAAAAUAAAAAUUAGCAAGCACACAACAGAAAAGAAAGAAAAAAACAAAACCACAAUUCCAAAAGAACAAAAUAAAAUGGUAAAAUGUUAAAUACGCUUAGAAGCAACUUAGAAAAUAUGAUUAAUACAAAACAAAACAAAACAAAAAACGCUUCAGA
Molecule: messenger RNA, 3955 nt
Organism: Drosophila obscura
Lineage: Eukaryota; Metazoa; Arthropoda; Insecta; Diptera; Drosophilidae
Gene: Pde1c
Product: calcium/calmodulin-dependent 3',5'-cyclic nucleotide phosphodiesterase 1
Exons: 9
Coding region: 98-3745 (1215 amino acids)
Biological process (GO): signal transduction
Molecular function (GO): 3',5'-cyclic-AMP phosphodiesterase activity
Source: RefSeq, a predicted model, not a curated record